This is a messenger RNA of Uranotaenia lowii, 2260 nucleotides long. RefSeq lists its product as uncharacterized. The record is from RefSeq and is a predicted model, not a curated record. Gene Ontology annotation, molecular function: serine-type endopeptidase activity. The coding region runs from base 247 to 2133 and encodes 628 amino acids. Gene Ontology annotation, biological process: proteolysis. The transcript has 7 exons. Lineage: Eukaryota; Metazoa; Arthropoda; Insecta; Diptera; Culicidae.
CAGGUUCAGUUCUCGAUUACCCCUGGUGUUGCGCGAAUCGUUCCACGACAGCUAAAAAAUUGAUCCCACAAAACCACAGUCGAUAUUAAUUAACACACAUUUUCGGUUGAUUGAUUUCAAUUUAGUGUCGGGAUAUAGAAAGCAGGAAUAUUGAGCUGUCUAGCAAUCGUGCCACGGCUAGUGAUUUGGAGAUUUACACAAAGUGAUAAAUGCAUUUGAUUAGCGCCGAGUAGCUGCCUGCCGAUUAUGAAGAUUAAUCUAGCUGUCUAUUUGCUGGUGUGUGCGCUACUCUUGAUAGUAUAUGUAGAAGCUAAAAGUUCACCAUGCCCAUCGGUGUUCAGCUAUGACGAACAGGAAGACACCUCGGACACAUGGUACGGGACUCUGCGUCUCAAAACGAGCGUCGCGUUGCAUGGCAUCUUCAUCGACGUCAUCUUCGAUGGGCAGGUGUUUGUCUUUGGGGCAUAUUUCAAAGAUGUGACCACCAAGGAUAAUCUCCACUUCCACAUCGAGGACAAGACUUAUCGGUUGAAUACUGGAGAAACGUUGAUUUUGAAAUUUUACGUGAAAUACCACGAGCAUGGAACGGUACCGAUGCUACGACAAAUACGCUUCAACGGGCAAAACAUCUGUGUGGAUGAAUCAAAUAGGGCCACGAUUUCGGAAAAACCUACCGUGAUUAAAAGUUUUGAAAAACCGGUUACGUUACAGGAAGUUGGAAAUCAAUCGAAACUUGAAUCCAAUCUAGGGAAUCAUCAUUCAUUCCAAACGGUUCAACCAAUCAACUCAGGAACUCCUCAACGAGAUUCAGCGCUGUCUAGUAGAAACCAUCCCACAUCAUCUACUACUUCGGCUUCUCUAAAAAGUAGCACAUUGAGACUUGAACCUGUGUACCAGAAUGUGAAAAGUUUUACGAAUGCUCCCGCCAUUGAAUCGAGUUUUGUCCAGACAACUCCCUCAGAGAGAACUGACCAACACAGAAGGACUCAAGAAUCAGCUCAUCCCACGAAACUAUAUGACCCGAUCCAGGAUCCAACGAUUUGGAAGAAACCAACCGGAGGUUCCACCGAAAGAACAACUCCAGCUACCCAUAAGGACCAUUUGUAUGUCGGAGGUCUUAGGAAUACAGGAUCUGUUUUAAUGGGUAGAAUUUCCACUGAUCCUCCAACAGUUCAAGUUGACAGAAGUUCAGGGGCAGCAGAAAUAUCGGGAUUUUUUGAAAGUGAUUACCACCAUCAGCAAACGAGGACAACGACAACGAGAAAACCAACCUUUUUUCAAGGCGAUUAUGCUUUUAUUAAAAAUCCGGAAACAACGACCCACUACAUCAAUUCUUUCGAUGAUGACAUUUGUGGAACCAUCGUUCCUAAGGCUAAUCCACUGGUGACUCACGGAAACACAGCUCAGGCUUCUCAAUUCCCCUGGCAUGGUGCUCUGUAUCGAUCGACGGUGACCGAGCUGAAGUACCUUUGUGGAGCUACUGUUGUAUCGAAGCGGAUUGCCAUCACUGCGGCUCACUGUGUUGCUCAUGAUAAAAGUAGCGAUCCAAUCGAUCCCGGCAGUUUGUUGCUGUAUUUGGGAAAAACGAAUCUCAAAAAGUGGACCGGACCGGAACAGGAUGCCAAAAUCGAUCGGAUUCACAUCCAUCCCGAUUAUAACUAUCGAAGAUUUUUUGCGGAUAUUGCCGUACUGCGACUUCGGAACGACGUGAAGUUUACCCAUUUCAUUAGACCGGCCUGUUUGUGGAAUUUUGAUGAAGACUACAAGGUUCUGAUCAAUAAGGUGGGAUUUGUUCCGGGAUGGGGAUACAACGAGCAGGGUCUCGUUAGUGAAGAACUGUCUUAUGCUCAAAUGCCAGUUGUAGCUCAUGAAACCUGCAUAUGGUCAAACAGGGACUUCUUCAGCAAGGUGACCUCCAAUACGUCGUUUUGCGCUGGCUUCAGGAAUGGGACAUCCGUAUGCAACGGUGAUAGUGGUGGAGGCAUGGUAUUCAAGCAGAACAACCAUUGGUAUUUGCGUGGGAUUGUUUCUGUCAGUGCUGCGCUGCAGAAUAACGUCAGUUGCGAUACCAACCACUAUGCCGUUUUUACUGAUGUGGCGAAAUUUCUACAGUGGAUUCAGAGUUUCAUGUAAAAUUUUAACCAGGGUUUUAAUCAGCCCUUUAGAUUUUUGGAAAAUAUUAUCAAAUAAACUAACCAAAGUGUCCCUCAAAUAAAUAUAUGAAUACGUAUUACAGUUGUAAUAAAAGGUAACAAACUUA